CAGGGUAGAGACAUCUGUACCUCAGGAGCAGGAGUUGGUGCAUCUGAUCUGGGACCAUUUUCGGAGGAGUCCUUGGACAAAAAGAGGCUGUUAAAGCUGCAGUGGAACCGGCCAACGCACCAGUAUAAAGUCUGUCCGUCACCCUGGGAUCUACGGAGGCAAACGGAGUGCCGGUGUCGGCCAUGAAGGUGUUGAAUGUGGGAGGAGGAGGAGGUGGGGGAGGUGGAGAGAAGGCUGGCUUUUCCUUUAAGAAGUGCUCUGCUUUCCAGUUUGUCAAGAGAAAGGUACGAAGAUGGAUGACGAACCCCAAAGUGAGCGUUGAGAAGGCCCAAGGGAAAGGCCUUUACCCCUAUCCAAAGUGUCCGCUUGCUGACGACCUGUGGUACACACACGUCCCCUCGCCUUAUGGCUGCUGUCACUAUGGCGGCCUGCAGGGCGGCCAGUACUACCACCAGGAGCCGUGCUCGCCAUGCCCUGCCAGUGGGCAAACCAGUGGCCAUGACAAGAGCAAGGGCUGCAAGGUCGGGAAGUGGAAGAUGCUGGCCCGUCAUCACGCCGACGGUACAGGUAAGCAGAAGGAAGCAGAGUCAGACAUCCACCUGGGCGGUUGUCAUUCCUGGGGGAUCCACGCCUCGCCCCUCCUGGGCAGCCCUGUCAUGCUGGAGUGCUCCAUCUGCAGUGGGCCCUACAUCAGCUACGCCCUGGAGGAUACCUGGCAGCCACGUCAACGUACACAGGCGAUGGACCUGUACUACCACAAUGAGUCAGACCCAGACAGCUACUGUUGCCCUGGCGACAACACAUUUAUGAAACAGAGGAGAAUGGGUCUGAACGACUUCAUUCAGAGGCUUGCCACAAACUCCUACGCCUGCAAGCAUCCUGAAGUUCAGUCUAUUCUGAACUUGAGUCCCCCUCAGGAUGCUGAGCUCAUGAACACAAACCCCUCUCCUCCUCCUAGUCCAUCCCAACAGAUCAACCUCGGUCCGUCCUCCAACCCCUCGGCCAAACCCAGCGACUUUCACUUCCUCAAAGUGAUCGGCAAGGGCAGCUUCGGCAAGGUCUUGCUCGCACGCCAUCGUGCAGAUGACGAGUUUUACGCAGUCAAAGUCCUACAGAAAAAGGCCAUCCUCAAGAAGAAGGAGGAGAAACACAUCAUGUCAGAGAGGAAUGUGCUGCUAAAGAAUGUCAAGCACCCGUUCUUGGUGGGCCUGCACUACUCUUUCCAAACAGCGGACAAACUCUACUUCAUCUUGGACUACAUCAAUGGAGGAGAGCUGUUCUACCAUCUACAGAGAGAGCGCUGCUUCCUCGAGCCCAGAGCCAGGUUCUACGCGGCAGAGAUCGGCAGCGCACUGGGCUACCUCCACUCCCUCAACAUCGUCUACAGAGACCUGAAGCCAGAGAACAUCCUGCUGGACUCACAGGGACACAUCAUUCUUACAGAUUUCGGCCUGUGCAAGGAGAACAUUGAACCCAACGGGACCACGUCGACCUUCUGCGGUACGCCAGAGUAUUUAGCUCCUGAGGUUCUACACAAGCAGCCGUAUGACAGGACGGUAGACUGGUGGUGUUUAGGAGCUGUUCUCUAUGAGAUGCUGUACGGCCUGCCUCCAUUCUACAGCCGCAACACAGCAGAAAUGUAUGACAACAUAUUGAACAAGCCGCUGCAGCUGAAACCCAACAUUUCCAAUGCAGCCAGACACUUGCUGGAGGGCCUGCUGCAGAAGGACCGAACCAAGAGGCUGGGCUGCACAGACGACUUUAUUGAAAUUAAGAACCACAUGUUCUUCUCCCCUAUUAACUGGGAUGACCUCAAUGCCAAAAAGAUCACCCCUCCCUUCAACCCCAACGUGACGGGACCCAACGACCUGCGGCACUUUGAUCCAGAGUUCACAGACGAGCCAGUGCCAAACUCCAUUGGUUGUUCCCCAGACAGCGCGCUCGCCACAGCAAGCAUCAAAGAGGCUGCAGAGGCCUUUGUGGGCUUCUCCUAUGCCCCGUCUAUGGACUCCUACCUAUAGUAUUUAAACACAGGCACUCAAUGGACUCCAAUUCACACUUACAGGACAUGAACUGUGGCGUGUCCAUGGACUUGCAUCUUGACCCCACGUUACAUUUCCCGUCGGGAUGAUGGACAAUCCCGAAGCAACGCUUGCAACAACUCUGCAUCUGCAAAUAAUUUAAACAUGUGUACUUGCCAUGAUCUCUCCAACUCUUGAAAGAAGACUUGCUACAAGAGGAAGCCUGCCAUGAUGAGAUGACUUAUUGGGGUUUGUAAUCCUCCAUCUUACCCUGAUUUACCAACACACAAAUACUUCAACCUUCCACAACAGACAGAGACGCUCUGCAGCCUUCAUUGCCCAUCUCUUACCAGAUAGUGGAGGUUCUUUGCACACAGCUCAGGCAGCUUUAAAGCCUCCCUCGACCCUAAAGCCACAACCGACAAGCACACACACCAACUUCCAUCUUUUCUCAAAAGAGGAAGGCUGGACCGUACCGUACCAGCCCUGACAAGGAUUUCCAUCUUCAUCGAUGUAGCGAAUCAUCUUCCUUCUUUUGAGUUUCUGUCUAACAACCCACAGGGGACCUACCUGUUGUGUUUGAAUAAGUAGCUUGGAGAUGACAUUUAUUUUGGUGCUUUAGUUUUUUUAUUUACUGUCUGUGUGGUUGAACAAGGGAGUCAUUUGAAGCUGAAUGUUACAGAGGGGGAUGUUUAAUUUUUUUCUCUCAAAGGUGCCUUUUAUUUUUUUUCUCUCCAUCAGAACUCACAUCUUUUGGGUUUGUCUGCGUCGACCUUAAGGUCACCACGUUUCAUUUAGCUCCACACCUGACACCAGCAGGGGAGACGAUCUGUUUUGAGAGGAACGAUGUAGCACCAAAUUAACACACCUGUUCUGGCUUUAACACGCGAGACGUAAAGAACUCAAACGAUGUUUCAUAUCUUCAUUUGCACAUACAACAAUAAUGGUGAUAGAGAGAGAGAAAGAGAGAGCACAGCUGCUAGGUGAGAAAGAGAGUGAUGUGUUCAGAGGUAUUUGUGUAGUUCUGCUUGCCAACUGUGUCCCCCUCAUAUACAGUAGUCUUCCAUUCACCUCACAAUAGUAAGCCGACAACAUCGAAACUGAACAUUCCAUUUUAAUAUUGCUGUAAUGCAGUUUGACGGUAUUUAAGUUUGUUUGUAUAUUUGGAGUUAUGUGUACUAGAUUUAAUGUAUAUUGAACAAGAAAUGACUAAAGGUAUGCUUAAAUAUGUAUAUGUAACAAUUCAUGUUAAAUGUACUGUAAAUUGUAAAAUUGUUUAAGAUUUAUGUGACCAUGUUUGGUUUGCAAUAAAAGUUUAACUUUAUUACACCUUA
Molecule: messenger RNA, 3355 nt
Organism: Sander lucioperca (pikeperch)
Lineage: Eukaryota; Metazoa; Chordata; Actinopteri; Perciformes; Percidae
Gene: sgk1
Product: serum/glucocorticoid regulated kinase 1
Exons: 14
Coding region: 183-2021 (612 amino acids)
Biological process (GO): protein phosphorylation
Molecular function (GO): protein serine/threonine kinase activity; ATP binding
Source: RefSeq, a predicted model, not a curated record